Molecule: messenger RNA, 1701 nt
Organism: Symbiodinium sp. CCMP2456
Lineage: Eukaryota; Dinophyceae; Suessiales; Symbiodiniaceae
Source: the annotation of a GenBank genome assembly
AUGAACGUGGCAGUGGAAGGCCUGAGCAUCACUGUCGCGGGUGGCCGGAAGCUGUUGGAUGAAGUAAACUGCGUGGUCCAGGCAGGAGAUAUGGUGGCUUUGAUGGGCCCUUCUGGGGCUGGCAAAACCACACUACUGAACAGCAUCGUGGGGAGAACCAUCACAGGAUUCACUGAAGGGGGUAUCUACUACGAUGGUGCCGCGUUAUCCAAAGUCAGGAGCAGCGUGGGAUACGUCACCCAGGACGAUAUCAUGUACGAGACCCUGACACCGCGGGAGAACUUGACCUUUGCGGCCGCCUUCAUGUUGCCAAAGCUCUCCAAAGAAAGCCGCCAGAAGGAGGUCUUGCUCUUGGAGACGGGGCGUGCCACUUGGCUUGAGUUUCAACUCAUGUUCGAGAUUAGUGCGAAUGUGGCGUACUAUGGGGUCAUCUCUGGCUUGCGGGGAUCUCUUGGCGGCCUGGGCUUCACAUGUCCUGAAGGCACGCCGCUUCCUGAGAUCCUUCUGGAUCUGCUUGAAGUGCCAGCGGAGGAAGCCGCGCGCGGGGCAUACACGGAGAAGUUGCAAAAGCUGAAACAACUCUCGGAGACCUCCUUCACGGAGCGUGGGUCACCCGCGAAGUCAGAAGCGCCUCCCAAGAGAGCUGGACUCUGCGGGCAGGUGGUCGUACUUUUCAAGCGGGAGCUGGUCAACGUGAAGCGGAACAAAGCCCUGACAGUCGUUCGCGCCGUCCAAUCGGUUGCAUCCGCACUUUUAAUCGGCUUGAUCUUCCUGCAGCUCGAGCGCAACAUGUCAAGCCUCUCCCCGCGCUUGUUCUCCAGCUUCCUCCUCGUCUUUGCCCAAUUUCUGUUUGCUCUGCUGGGGGUCGUCAACGCCUUCCCUGCGGAGCGGGCAGUGUUCUUGCGCGAGACGCAGGACAAGCUCUACCACCCAGCGGCGUUCUACUUGGCCAAGGUUUCCAUCGACACUGUGAUGCAAUGCCUCUUCCCCAUCCUCGUGGUAGCCAUCAGCUACCCACUAAUUGGCUUCAACGGGGAAUCAGCUGAUCGCGUUCUUUGGUUCUAUGCCAUCAUGGCGGUGGUUUCCAAUUGUGGGGCCGGCGUGGGGUUCAUGGUCUCCGCCGCCGUGCCCAGUGUGAACCUGGCCCUCUCCAUUGCACCCGGCUUGAUAAUGCCGCAGCUCUUGCUGUCGGGAAUCUUCAUCAAGGUGGAGGAUUUGCCGCAGCCUUUCAAUGCCCUGAGCUAUCUCAUGGUCGCUCGGUACGCCGUCCAAGCUACCGUCGUCAAUGAGUUUACCUGUGCUCCCAAAUCCUCGUGCGAUCCCGCAGUGUGGCGCCAAAACCCAGCAGACCAGUGCGGCAACUCGCCCUGUGAUUUCUGCUGCACCUCACACGAAAUGAUGGCAGCUGGCGGCAUUUGCCCGGUCUUGUCCUGUGACGAUGCCCUGGUGAGUCUUGGAAUGGAUGAGAUUUGGCCGAGAAGCGACACCUCAACCGAGGAGACCAUCUUCUUCAACAUCAUCGCCUUGCUGAUUUUGAUGUGCUUCUUCCGGCUGCAGGGCCUGAACAUCUUGAUGUGCAGCUACCGCCGUGCAACCACCGGCCGCUGCCUGCCAUGCCGCACCACCGCAGCAGUGGGACCAGGGCCGGAGAGACCCCCGUCCGCUGCUCCGACUCCCAAGUCGGAGACCGUGCCGGUUUGA